UGUCUUUGAAUCGCAGUGUUGAUCAGAUACGAGCCGCACAUUCCUUCAGCAGUUUCACGUGAAGCUUCAUUUUGUGAAUGAUGGAUUAUCCAGUGGAGGUUCAGUCUGUUUCUGAGGAGCCCAGCACUCAAAUGGAGCUAAAAAAGGGAAUGUCGAUCUUCAUUGAUGUAAGUAAAACAAUUUUAUUUUUAAUUUUUUCACUUCUUGUGACACGUGUGCUUCAUCUUAAACACCUUCCUUGACAUAUUAUUCUUUAUUUCGUGCAAAAAAUGCAAGUUUAAAAAAAUAAUUUUGUUUAAAUCCACUACCAGUCUAUAAUAACAGAAAAAAACAAGAGGAAAAAGGAAAAAUAUAUAUGUUUUUUAUAAUCUUAAAUGAUCUGUUUGAGGCGUUUAAUCACCCGAAUCAAUAACCUUAUAAUUUAUGCAGGGCACAGAGGGAUCCUAGUUUCAGAGGGUGAAAAAGGCUGCACUUCAAUUUAGAUUCAUGAUGGAAGACUUUAAAGGCUGGCCAUUCGUCUUUAUGUCAGUGUUCAAUAAGUAAGAGGAUUGUUACGAAUCUGCUGGUUAUGUUCAAUUUACUUAAAUAUGGGGAAAAUGUUGAUAUUCAGAACUUUUGGAAUCUAAAAUGUCAAACUAAAUCCUUAAAACACUCAAAAUGUUAAAUAAAGACUGCUGAUACUGAUAGAUUUACUUCUAUGAUGGGAAUCAAGAUAUUAAAAUCACAUCUUACAUACACCAAAGAUCUUUCCUCUUUUAUCCUCCUCAUUCCUUCACACUCUAACUUGUCACGUCUCAGAUAUAAACCUGUUGGAUGAGACACACGCUGAGAGGAGGAUGUCCACAGGGGAACUAUUAAAGCUGUGUUUCCUCCACAUCCAAUGUCUCACUGAUGUUGAACAUGCUUCAUCCUCUGGCUCUGAGUGUCGAGGAAUAAAAGCACAGCUUAACAGGCGAGAUGGUCAACAGUGCUGCUUCUGUUGCUACCUGACAUCUCAGAGCUCCAACAGCCUGCUGUUAGUCAUUAAAAACCCACAGGUUGACUCCACACAGUUCCCUUCAUGCAGAAGCCUGUCCGUAUGUGUGUGUUUCUUUAUUUUUGUGAUGCUGUUUCAGGACCUGAUUUACACUUCAUUAGCAGAAAAUAGGGAGGGGUAUCCCUUAGGACAAUCUUCCCUGUUGGAGUCAUUAUAUUUUACUUAUUAGACAUAAAAAAUGGAGAUGAGCUUUUAUUUGACUUAAUAAAUCCAAACAAUGUUGUCUAUUACUGAAAAAACAAGCACACAGUAAGCUGCAUUUAUGUAGAGAAGGUUGCAGAUUUGAAACGUCUGCCAAAGCCGAAAAUAUUUGAUGCAAGCAGCAAAUCUUCACUUUUAAAAAACAAAAACUAUGUUUGACUUUGUUGUGGGAUUGAUAAAUUUGUUGCUUUCAUUUAUUAUUUGAUGUUUUUUUAACUUCAAAAUGUAACCCCAAGCUCUGUAAAUCAGAACAGGAGGGUUAUUUUUCUCAGAUUGGAGAGUAUGUUUCUGGAUUCAAACAUGCACAUGAUGCACUUUCAUAUGCAUAAGGCAAUUUGCUUUAAUCAUACAUACAAAUACGCGCAGAUGAUAAAGUAGGCAAGGCUAUUUUGCAGGCAUGUCGACCCUUUUAAAGCUGAUGUGGUCAUUGCGAGAACGCCUUUCAUCUCCUCUGGACUCUGGGUCAGGACUAUCAAUAAUUAAAUGACACACUGCUUUAGAGAGUGUGAUCGAUCACACACACGCACACACUAACUCUCACUUUGAUGGUGUGAAGCCUUUUUGAUAUUCUGUUUUUUUCUUCCCUCAUUACAGAUUUUACGGCGAGCGGAUAAAAACGGUGAGUAUUCCCUCACACAAACAAACACCACUCCUGUUUUCUUGUUGGCACUUGAGCCUCUGAAUUCGUGGAACAGAUGCACUUUCUCAAUGAAAAUUCUGAUCAUGACUGUCUGCUAAUACUCUUUCAGUUUCCAUGGAAACAGGAAACUGACCGAGCCCACUGAGGUUCAAUAACAGUGCAAUAAUGAAGAGAAACACCAUAAAUAUGCAGCACCUGGAUGUUUUUGGUCUUUUUUUCACUGGACCUUUCUUAUUUACUUCCAGGAGUUUAGCCGGAAGUUACAGACAAAAAGUUGCUCUUGGUUCGCCUUCACUAUCUCACGCAGUUUUAUCAACAUCAAAAGUUUACAUUACAGUUUUAUAUUGACUCUAUAUCUCACUCCACUUGCUGUAAGGCAGAAAAUCAAAAACUGAGAGAUAUAAAAUACAGUUUGCACCACUCAAAACCCCUGGGUGUUACAGCACAUAAAAACAUUUUUGCUUUUUCUGGACAAAGACAUUUACCUAAUAACUCUUCUGGUCUUGUCUUGUACAUCCAAGGUUGAUUUCUCUUGAUUGAGCCUGGCUUGCUUUAAUAAUAAAAUAGGUCACUUGUUGUUGUUGUUGUUUUUCAGUCAAAAAUGUAAAAAUACUGUUUGCGCAGUAUGCUGUCAGUUGUUUGGUUUAAAACCUUCCUCUUAUUACAGUUUCAGACACCGACAGGUACAAAUUGCUUGCAGACUAAUUUUUUACAUUGCUCAUGAAGAACCUCAUUUUCAGUAUUAGUUUCAUAUUGGAUUCGAAUCUCCUCAUAGUGGCUGUUGUAUUGCAGGUAUUUGUUUAGCCGAGACAGCCUGAUAGACUGUUUAAUUUUCUUGCAUUUUUGUAAAGUCAGAAGAACCAUUAACAUUCAUAACUAAAAAUGUUAUUGUUGCAAUAAACCACAAUGAUCUUUCUUGUAAUUUUUUUAGCGACAUCUUCAAUUUCGCAUGAAUUGGCCCGCUGAAAAACAAAAAAGUCACCCUUUUUGCAUAAACAAGUCAAAGAAUAGAUUUUACUUUUUACUUGAAGUAGGCACUGAGAUUCUCUAAAGUAAAAUGAUACGGUAACUGCUCUCUAUAUAAGCCUACUUCAGCAUUAGCAUGUAAAACAGGGUGAAAAUGUCGUCCCGUGAACAUAAAUAUGUGCAGCAUCUCCAGAACUGACCGUAUAUGGAAAUACUUAGCAAUAUUGUUUGCUUAAAUGUUUAACCUGUCUUUUUUUACGUCAUUAGCAGGCAAAUCUUAAUGUUUCCAAGUAUGAAGACCAGUCUGAAAUCUUCUCAAAGCUUUUAAACAAGUCUGCCUCAGGAAGUCUUUGCCAUUCUGUGUCAUUUACUGUAUUCUUGUGAUGACAAUACGCUUGCAUUGUUCAAUAAGAACAAAUGUAAACUAUAUUAUUUUAACUUUAGGAACAUGCCACAUCUGAAAUUUGACUUAGUCCCUGUCAUCAGGCUGCAAAAAUAGCUCAUAAGAUUCAUUAUUAACUUGGCAUGACAUGCUUUAAUUAUUCAUUAUACGGCCAUCCCACGGUCUUGUCAUGCAGCAAGAUAAGAUGUCAUCUAACAUAACAACUUUGCUGUUUCCCUCAUUAUUUCUUAGCUAACUCUUUAGCCGUGAGUCACUCUGUGCUCAGUUUAUGUGCAUGUGUUUUUCCUUUCUUACAUCCUCUUGCCCACAGCGUCUAUAGUGACAUGACAGUCACAGUGCGCAUCACCUAGAGAGCAGCAGGUCAGCAAAGAACAUUUAAAUUUCAGCCACCUCAUCCCCCACAAGUGGAGGGAGAGCGCUGGAGCCACAGCUGUGUAAAAAAUGCGCUGUGUUCGGUUGGUUAUCUUUGUUUUGCUGCAGGAACUUCAGAUUAGGGACUGCUCCUUUUGAAAUUCUGUUUUGUUUUCACCUCAUGAAUAUUUUCACUCAGCUUGGGUGUUUCUGUUCUUAUCAUAAAAAUAGAGCUUCCAAACAUAAAAAGGACAACUAAAAUAAAUUCUCAAUAAGAAAUACUAUACAAGCUUUUUUUUUUAUUCUCAUGAUAUGACGUCCAAAAAUGUGAAACCAUGCUGAGCUUUGUAAGGACUCGGAUGAUUGGAUUGCAGGAGUUAAAGUUGAGAGAAGAUGUCUUGCACUGAAUUUCAAGCUCAGAGACGAAGUAUUGGGUUCAUUUUUAGGUUUUGUCCAUAAACUGUCCUUAGCUCAAUCUCAGACUGGUGUCUUUGUGAGCCACAAUUGCUGCUACUGUCUCUAUAACCCCUUUUUCAGCUCUCCAAGAGCCAGCCCUCCAGAAGCUUUCUCCACUGUUGCCAUGCAACAAAAGUUACCAUCACGCAUCAACCGGUCUUUCUCAAUUUAGAGUUAUGAGUUCUGAAACAGGGUAUGUCUUGGUUUGGAAAUCUGACCAAAUCUGACGUUUAAAAAUCCGCAGCAGCAAAUGACGGAGCAGUUUCUCUGGGUGUUAUGUGUCCCUCUUGUGUAAUUGUCAUCUGACCUUUUAAACAAGCCUUUCAGAGCUGCCUGUGGCUCCGUCCUGAGACCACAUCUAAACUUCAUACUUGUUGGUACAAUACGAACUACAGCAUAAUAGCACCUCUUUUAGAAGGAUGUAUAAAUGUGUUUACAGAGAUCAAGUGAAGCUAAACUCUCAUUACAUAAUAAAUGUAUGGUCCCAGGAAGAAAUCAAGACCAUGUUGUGCUCUCUACCCAGACUGCUUUUCUGCAAACAGUCAAAUCUCUUACAGUUAUAAACAUAACCCAGAACAUUGCAAACACCAUUAAUUGUGUCCCAUGCUUGCAGACCCUGAAUUCAUGUCAGUUAAGCAGAAUUAUUGCCAUAAAGCAACAGGAGUCAGUUUUUUUUCUUCCCUUUUUACUGGCCACCAAAGCUCUCAGUCCUGACACGAUGUUCACAAGUUGCCUUUUGUUUUCUCUCUCCCCAGAUGAUGGAAAACUGUCUUUUGAUGAAUUCAAAGCCUACUUCUCUGACGGAGUUUUGACAGCCGACGAACUGAAAGAGCUCUUCCACACAAUUGACACUCAUAACACAGAGUGAGUUAAUGAGCUGCUUUUUCUUUUUCCACUAUUUACCCCACACUCGCAAGACUUGAAAUCUUUAGAGCAUCAGCUUCUUUACAGAAUGGGAGCACUACUCUAAUGGCAUACAACAAAAAAACUAUUUGUCUUUUGUUGUACAGUAACAUACUGUAUGUAACAAACUGUAAAAUGGAAUAACUGAUCUACAAAUGCGCCUUUUCUUAGAUUAUGACGUUCUGCAAAAGUGUGCAAUGAAAAAAAAUCUUCUAAUGAAAUCUCAGAGGUUUUAUUUGUUUGCUGUUGAUAUGUGAAAUGAGCAAUAUGCCUAAAUACGUGUAAAAAUCAGUGAAUAUUCAGAAUAAUGGGGCCAUAUGUGAUUGUUUUUUAUUUAUGCAUAUGCUCAGUGUCACACAAGUGAUGACAAGCGGCCUCAGAUGUGAGGAGAGGAGCUCCAGGCAGCGAGGCUGUGUGCUCUCGCUCAGCAGGACACAGGAGACUCCCGUCAACCCUGUCUCUUUGUUCGCCUGUCAGCCUGUCUCACAGUCUUAUGUCACAUACCUACAGAUUAAAGACAGAAUUACCCGUACAGUGUGUAUUCAAUGAAGGAAACCUGCACCUCUGCCAUCCUAUAUAAACCACUACUACGUAGUUCACCUAAUUACCCUGGCAACCACUAACCAGACAACCAUCAUGUGCCACACUGACACAGAGGCAAUUAACCUCCUGAAACCCUCAUUACCAAUCAAUCAGCCACCCUAAACACAGCGCUCGUCAUAACUCGACUUGUGAGCUGUGACGAAAAGGCAGGAGCCAAAAAUAAAUGCAAUCUUAUUACAAAUUAAGAUAAAUAAACAGAUAAACAAUGAUUAAAUAUGAGGUAUGUAGAGGCUAUAAGAUCAGUAGUGUACAUGUGGGUGUGUGAACAUGGUGUAGUGAGGAGUUCACUCUGGCAUAAGGUCUAACAAAGGCAAUGGUGCGACGCUGGUCUGACAUAGGAGAGAAAGAGAGAGACCGAGGCCUCCAGCAGCUGCUUAUAUAUCCACUGUGGAGCGCUGGGCCCAGGUGCUCCACGCCAGAGUUGAUACGGUCAAUCAGCUCUUCAGGCACCUCUGAACAAACACACACAGAUGAGUGUGGCCACCCGAACAACGUAGACGCAGGGGCCAUCACACGUCUUACACACCAAUGCAUUAGAUGAUGGGAUCAACAUCAACAACCCAUUCCCUUUUUUAAUGCUGAAAUGUCUGUGCCACUGUAUCAUAUAAUUAACUACCAUUAUUAUUAUUUUAUAAGCUAAUAUAUGCAUUUUAUUUCCAUGUUCCCAUUGAAUUAUAUUCUCCUGACCCCAUGACUCAUAAAAGGGUAUAAAUGGGCACAGCCAACCAAUUACUUUUAUUUAAUAUGUGUCUCUGCUGGAGUGAGAUCAGCUGCAGUUCUCGGUUAACUCAGUUUUGCAAAUCGAACACCUGUUACUCUAAACAGCCUGCAGGACUCUUUAACAUACUUACAGCCUCUCUCCCUUUAACGAAUCCUCUAAACAGCCACCUGCUGGAAAUUAAACUUUAAUAGAAUCCCAUAAACACACAUAAUUAACAUUUGUUUGUCUGUUGGUUUAUUAAGCAGACAGAGGAGGAGAAGAGAUAGUUUUUAAUGGUUACAGGGAUCAGGUUCAGGAAUCCGAAGCGAGCUGUCAUACUUUCUCAAGGUGUUAGUCGGGCUGAUUUGACAGAGCACAGAGGAGGGAGGUACUUACUUUCAACUUUGCCCGUCUGUCUACCAUGUGGCAGGUUACAUGACUUCUGUGUAUCAUCCGUGCACUUAUAAGGAUGUAAUUGGUUGGGUUUCUUCACUGCACUUGUAAAUACCGUAUGUUUUUGUGAAAUGCUGGUCAGCACAAGGUCAUCUAUCACCAGGGUCAGUAUCCUAUGAAGAUCAAAAAUUUUUAAGGUGAAUAUAUCUGUCUUGAAAAACGUCUUCCACAGUGAGAGUGAUUAAUGAAGAGGAUUAGGAUUGAAAAUAAAACUGUAUAUUUAUGUUUUACACUAAAAUAUUUAUAAUGUUGAUACUUCUAAAAGUUGAAUGUGUUAUUGUGAGUGUUGAUGUUAUUUUGCUUACAGCGCUCAGAGUGACUUUGAGAACUUUCUGAGUUCUUCAAACUAUUUGUCACUCAGUAAUCAUUUUUAACAUUCAAUACAGUCAAGGGAAACUAAAAACUGCAUUUCUGUUUGCUGAAAUUAGCGAUAAAAGCAUUUGAAUUACUUUUAAAGAGGUUGCAUCUGAGUUAUUUAUUCAAUUCAUGACAAAUGAAAUCCAAUCAAAAAACACUUUCUUUCCUUAUUGCUGUAGAAAAAUACAGAUUUUUCAACAUGACAAGUACAAAACAACUGAGGAGGCAAUUUAUUACACAUGCCAGAUGAUAAAAGAAUCACCUUGAAUGAAAGUGUUUUCAGUUCUCAGGAAAGAAAUUUUUUAUUAUUGCAGUGGUUUUUAUUUGUAGUCCAACUAAACUUGAUCAGAAUCAAAUAAACCAGAAGCUGCUUUAACUUAACCUUUUUAAAGGCAAUGGCAUUCCUGGCUAAUGGCUACUUUAAAGAUCAGUCUGUCACAUAACAUCCAUCAAGCAACCUUGAGUUGCAUAACUGACACAGAAGUUUCUCCUGAGGUUCUGGCAAAGCCUAUAAAUACAUGCACUUCCAAAACUCCUAUUCUACAUUUGGAAUAAUCCAUCACUAAUAAUCCAUCAAUAAUCCAUCAAAAUGAGAGUAUGGAGAGUAUUAGCAUUUGGUUGGAGUGAUAAGUCCAAAUGGUAAGAAUGAGCAGUGAAGAGUUAAAAAUACAUUGAAUUCAUGGCAGUCCUGGCGAGAAUGGUAGAAGCUGUAAAGUAAAGUUAAUUUCAUAAUAUUCAUUCAGUACAGGAAGUUGUUUACUCCAAAUAUUGUAAAAUAAAACCAAAUAUAGUAGAAACAACCAGAAAAUUCAUCUUUAUAUUCAUACUAAUGCAACAUGAUAAGCCUGUCUGUCAGUCUGUUGCUCCUCGAUCAAUCAAAGCAGCUUCAAAACAAAAAUAGUGAGCUUGCAAUCCUCUAAUGACCCCUACCAUCAUCACAGAAAUGCAGACCAAUUAUCACUCUGUCACAAUGUCUCACGGUCAUCAUCUUGUGCCAGUUUGGUAGACGUCACCCAACCCUAACCAAUCAGCACUGAAAGGAAGGCUAAACUCCAACACAAAUGUUCUCUUUACUGACCACCAUAUUCCUAAUCAGAGAAUUUACUAGUGUGAGGAUUAUUGCCUGAAAAACACUGUAUCUGUUGCAAUCUAAACUAGUCUAUAUUAUCAGAGCCUCCAAGUUGCCUGAGUCACGAUCAGAGCUUUUCUGGUCUGUUAGUGUCUAACCUCUGUUUUACCUCCUCUGUUCCUGUCUGUCUUCUGUGCCUCUAAGUGUUUUCUCCUGUUUGGGAUGAUUGAUCGCUUCGCCACUUCUCCCCCCUUGUGCCACAGCUGCAGCUCGAGUGAAACUGAGUUUAAAACCAAUGUUUUUCCUCCACCCAUGAAAGGAUGUCUCCUUUUUGUCUCUUAGAGCUACAUGUACAAUGUCUAAUCCUCCACUUUUUCUGACUUCACCUCCAUCCCUUUCUCUUCUUUUUGUUAUUUUAUGUUUCUCCUCUCAGACCCGCUCAUUCACGGACAUUUAUCAGCCAACGUUUCUGAGUAGUUGCCUAUUUAAAGAUUAAUUGUGAAGCUAGUUGGUCUUUAAAGGCUGCCCAGAGACAAAUUGCAACUAAUUUAUUCAUUUUUCCUAACAUUUAUAACUCGCUCUAUUAUUCAUAACUCACUGCUUUGCCAAAUUAUGACCCUAAAAAAAGUCUUUCCCCUUCCUUUACCUGAGGAAACUUUUCAAUUAAUCUCUUUCUUCUUUCUUAUGCAGCAACGUGGACACUGAUGAACUCUGUGGUGAGUAAAUCCCUGUAAAAAUCACAUUUUAAAAUGCCAUCACAGCUCAUUCUUGCUUUAUUCCUUACAGUCAAGAACAAAAAGACUCAAAAAUUAUUUGACAUUUUCUCAUGGAAGUAAAAAACCAUGUUCCACGAGGUCACAUGGUCUGUGAAUAAAUCCCUACAGGCUGUGUUACAGAGGUGUCACACCAAUGCUGCGACAACAAAACACCUACAGCCCUGUCUGAGCAGUUUAACUCACAAAGUGUUUCCUCUUUUUGUCUUCCUGUGGUGAAGAGUAUUUCUCCCAGCACCUUGGUGAAUAUGAAAAUGUUCUCGGAGCCUUAGAAGACCUGAACAUGUCAAUACUGAAGGCCAUGGACAAAACAAAGAAGGUAAGAUGACAUUGAACAGAUUGAGUGCCAGUUACUAUCAGGGCUGCCUCUGCUGUCUCUGUUUCAUACUGAUCCUGAAUGUGUGAAACCAUCAUAAGUAGCAUCGGUAAGGCGUUUAAAUGGUCUCAACAUGCCGAUUUGAUAUACCUGAUUCGACCCCCUGCAGUCAAUUGCCACUCUCUACUAUGUGUUGUUGAUGCCUUUGAUUUCGUUUUAUCCUCAGCGCUAACGUCAGUCUGAUUAGCUGCGACUGUAUUUUAAACUCAGAGUUCUUUGGUGAUAUUUGAAUUUUAUCUGACACAAAGAGUAUGUUUACUUUGAUUUAUCAAGUGGAGUAAAAUGUGUCAAAAGCACACUGUCCUUUUUUCAUUCCCACGAGAGAGCACAGGAGUGGAAAGAUGCCACUUUUGAAAAUGUGAUGUGUACUUACUGCAUUCCCAUAUAUGAAAUAUUUGUACAAAAGUGGUGAAAACAUACAUGUUCAUGUAUGGACAAACUUUAUAUGAAACCAAUUAGACUCUGGAGCAGUUUCAUUAAUGCACAUAUAUGUGUGGUCAAUAAAAAUAUAUAGGUUUCAUAUGUGUUUACUACACGCUAUAUAGUCAAAACAUAUGAAACCAUAAUGAUUUUUUAACAUACCUGCAUAAAUUAGAUACACUUUUUACACAUACAUGAAGAAAACAUAAUGCCAUAAUCAGAUUGAACAUAUAUUGUCAACAUAUUGUAUUGAUCAAGAACUAAGUCAACAUACAUGUAUAAUUUUAAUACAUUCAUUUAUGUAUUUAACAUAUGUAAUUAACAGUUUAUAUCAAAAACAUUUUAUGUCCUAUACAGAUUAUUUCUACAUUUAUUUUUUAAUGAUUGUCAAUAUGAAAAUGUUAUAUGGAUAUUUCAUAUAAAUAUGGUCUAAACCUACAUCUUCAUAUAUAUUCUGGUAAUGGAUAUGUUAGUGUGAUUUUAGUUUUGUUUUUAUCAUUAACAGCCUUAAUAUUUACAUACAGCAUUACUUUUAGAUCCUUGAUUAAUUAGAUUUUUUUAAUUUUUUUUUUUAACAUCAGGCUCUUCCUUUUUAUGUUCAUAUACUUGAGUUAAUAUCUAAAACAGCAAUAUGUCUAAGCUUAUCAGCUAAUAAAUCACACAAAGCCCUAUUACUUUGGCAUAAUUUUAACCAUGUGCAAAAUUUACUAAGAGGGUAAAGCAUAUUUUUAAAUACACUCAAUAAUAAUAAUAAAAAAAAAACACCAAAGUGGUGCUAAAUAAAUUUCCUGUGAAAUCUCCAAAGUGUCUCCAUCACCGUAUUUAUUUUUGUCUUCAUUUUUGGCAAAUUUGCAGAUAAGUUCUGUUGCUUUGGCUUCUUCCUGUUCACAUUCACGCUUGGCAGACAAUGACAACCGAAGUUACUUCUUUAAUUUUGCAAGAGGAAAACAUAAAACACAGGGGAGAGACAAAAACAGGCCAGUCAACAAAACAACAUCCUAGAACAGGAUGACUGGAUGUGUGUUGUUUUGGUUUAAUGUUGGUGUGUGUGUGGGGGGCUGUGUUUGUGUGUUGCACUAAUAUUAAUACUGUUAAUAAAUAUAAUAUAGAGCUUUAAUGAUAAUAAUAUGAUGGAUAAUAACCUUUUAACUUCCCAAGUUCAAAAUUAAUUAUGACAAUGCUGUUUAUUAAGAUCAUUUCAGAACCUAAUUCACGGCCAUUAAAAAAAAUCCUUAAGCAUUAUGUAGAUUUAACCUUAGUGAAUAAUUAGGCUUUGUAGGGGUCUGUGUCCUGAUUUCACAUAGCACUCUAAAAGAAAGAACUGUUGUGUAUAAAGUGGCAGAAAAAAACACGUAAUUUUUGGGGCUGCCUGUAUACUUUUGGCAUCAGAUAAGUCCGAUUAUAAUUGUUUAAGUCCCAGUUACACACUCACUGUACAGACAUAACGAACGUCCCACUGACUCGACAUGCAGUGCGCAUAAUGGUUGUAAUGACAUGUUUGAUUUAACGCACAGUGUGAUUCAAACUUCAUCCUACAAAUCUCUCCCAGCAUGCUCAUCUGCUGCCUAGCUGGCUCUCCGAGAUUCUAUAUUUUUAUUACAGAGCCAGGGACUGUUAAUAACCCAUGACAGAAUAAAAUAGGCAUUAAAUUUUGCUUAAAAAAGUUUAUUUUAGCGAUUUUUGAUGCCUUUCUCACUGAAGAUAAGGGAGGAAAAGAAAAGGAAAUAGGGUGGUGAGAGAAGAGAGACGAACAGACAUCAAUGUGGAAAAAUAAAAGGACAAAAGGGAGGAGGACCCCAAGAUGUGAAUGAGUGACUUCCUUCCUUAACUCUCUUUAUCUGUCUCACAUCCAUCACAACACUUAGAGAGCUUAAUAAAUGAAAUAUACAUUUGAUUGAUGCAUUAUAUGUGUUUGUUAAAAUACUGUCAGUUUAGCAGGUAAUUGAUAUGAAACAGUAAAUCUACAUGCAGCUCUAUCACACUUGAAUUAUGGGUUCAACAGUUUUUCUGUAUUUAGGCUCGAACUGUGUGUGAAGCCCUUCGGUCGUGGCAGCAGAAACAUACUGAGCUGCUAAAGGAGCUGCAGGUCCUUCGCCCUGGAGGACUGACACUCAUGAAAUUUUGGUUUCGAUGGGUUCAUUUUUGCAAAAACAGCUCUCCGAGUGAGGAGAAUAUCUCACUGUAGAGGAGACAGCGCAUCUCUGUUUUUACUUCAGUGAGCGCAGUCCCGUUUUUCUAGAGGCAGCCAUGUUUGUUUGAGUUGUCCUCUUUCUAUGGACUGUAUGUGGUCACUGAGUAUGUAUUUAGUCAGGACUGUCUCUUAUUGAUUGUUUUAUCACAGCUAAAUAUUGAGAUAAUUGGAAUUCUCUGUUACACUCCACAAGGAUUUACGGAUUGAUUGGAUUUGUAACUUCCACAGAUUUACAUAUUUCUGGAACCUGUAAAUUGGGAAUAUUUUAAUUGCAUAACAGUGAAAUACCAGUCUUAUAUCCUUUCUUGUUUUUUUCUCACAUGACAUAUGACACACUGUGAAGCUCAAAUCAUUCGUCACAUCUGCUCUAAAGAAGACGAGACUCAUAUAGGCUCCUUCAGAAAUACAGAUUGAAGGAGACAUGCUAUUCAGGUUCUGUGGGAGUAUUAUAUGAGCACAGACAGAGGUAACCCACGGUAACACCUAAAUUCAGUCAAAUCAAAGACAAAUACUUUGAUUUAGUAAAUGUUUGUAUUUUUAAUAAACUGAAAAUAAGCCUUAGUGAUGAAAGAAAAACAUGAUCAUUCCAACAGAUCUCAUCACACAGUGCAGUAACUCACAUAUUCAUCAAAUUCAGUGUUCAUUUUCACAAAGAAACUCAAGUCCAGAUUUUCCUCCCAAGAACUCAACAUGCACCAAACUGUGCAAGAGCCAAAAUAAUCACACCUCUUGUUUUUUUUAUUCUUUGGAAAUAAUGAAGGAAAAUGGCCGUGUGGGUGUGAACUGUACGGUUCUGUCAUUAACAGGAAGCCAAAUUAUGUCACAGGAGACCUUAAAAAGCUUCAAGUCACUUGUCUUCUAAAAGCAAGCCUCCAAAUUUGUCUGCAGUCAGCCUCACAAAUCAGAUUUUCUCCAUUUACGACACUCACCACAACUUUUUCAUCACCGAUUUCAGAACAAAUGUAUAUUUGAGCUCCAGUAGAAAUGAAUUGAGGAGUUGUUGACAGAGGUAAAAACUGAGAAAUUAAAUAAAAGCCCUGCUGAUGUCUUCGCUGGAGCUUUUUACACUAACUGUUUCUCCUUGACGUCUAAUUCAUCAUUUCCCCCCUCUAAAAGGCGCCCAUAAAUGAUUUCUCUGCGCCUGGAAUGAGUCACAGCACCCGAACAGUGAGAUAUAACAUGAGACCUGCUGCAUUUCUCUGGCUGUUAGUGAGUAUUGGGGAGCGAGGAGAAGAGCAGAUGCCGUGUUAGUCACAGACUAAAGCUCAGUCGUCUCUGCUCAACUGUAUACGUAUCUGAGUGGGUGGUCUCUGGCUGUGGACGUGUUUGAGGGGGCAGGCGACAUGCGUGUGUACGUGCUUUUAGGGAUGUGUUUCUCCGGUGUGUGUAAGCUCACAUAUGCACAUGGUAAUUUGUGUGAACCUUUAAGUGUGUGCAUAUCAAAAUCUACGCAGAAGUGUGUGGGAGCUGGAAAUGAUUUCUAAAUGAAAGUGUGUGAUACAUGUACAUGAGACACGCUUUCAUUAUCCACAGCUAUUUCUGCCAAAGCUAUUUGCAGGCGCCGUGUACACAAUGUCUCUCUGGUCCUUCUACUUUAAACCUUUGCUUGCAGGUCUGACCUGCUGAUGGUCCUUUAUUAAAGAGGAUUUUUCAUUUAUAGAAAUAAAAUGAAUGAUGGCAUCAUUUGCUGGCAGGAAGAGCCGAUGUCUGGACGAGGGAUGGGUGAUAUGGGCUAAAAAAAUAAUCAUGAUAAGAUUUACCAUUCUGGCGAUAACAAUAAACGGCCCGAUAAAAAUAUUAUAAUUCCAGUUUAUGUUUUUGACUCAUUCUGUCUUGAGAACACCAGUUGGAAUAGUCAAAUAAGACACUUAACCACAAGUUUAAGUGGUAGGUUUUAGAGAAAACGACAUCAAACAAGUCUCAAAUGUGUAAACACUUAUCAUUGAUUGAAAACUCUUAUUGCACAGAGUGAACAGCAGCAGCAGAUCAUCUGUCUGAUGUCAGGCAGACCUGAUGCACUCAUCUAAGCCCCAAUCUUGAAGGAAAUCUCUCAUGUGGAGCCUCAGAAACGUCUUCUUCAUUACCUUCGGCCAAAUUUGUUUAGAUAGAUAGAUAGAUAGAUAGAUAGGUAGACAGACAGACAGACAGACAGACAGACAGACAGACAGACAGACAUAAUAAACUUGCCUUUACCGUAUUUAUCAUGGGAUGGCCAAUAUUUAUCAUGGAGGAUUUUUCUGACGAUGUAUCGUGAACGAUGAUUUAUCGCCCAUCCCCACGCUGGACUAGUCUUGUGAGAAAUCAGGGUUUGUUGUAUGGAGAUAUUAAACGAACUAAAUGACAAACAUUUAGCCACACAAUGUGCCGUGGAGUAGGUGUGAGAUAAGUAUUUAAUUAAUUAAAGCUCCUGUGAAGAGUGUUUGAUUGGGAAUGAAAAAGACUGAAAUAAACAAUGCUUUUUUUAUGAUGUACAAAAGCAAAUGAGGCAUUUAAGAACAAUGCUGCCAAUUUUUAUAUUAGUUUUCAAUGAUUGUAAUGAAGGGGUAGGCACACUGAAGAAAAAGCGUGUUAUAGUCUCCAGGGAGAGAUAAAUUUCACUGUAAAAGGACAACAGGAGAAGAGUGUUUGUCUUGUAACACCUCUGUCAGAAUGACAAUAAGUGGUGAUAUAAGGGUUACCAAAGGGCGGCAAAAAUCAAAACAAACAGAAAGUUCCUCAGAGGAGCUUCAAGAAAAACAGAUCAGAAUAUUAUUUAAAGUAUCCUUUUCUACCUUUUUACAUUUCCCACAGCAAAUAUUCCCCAUAAGUGAUUUAUUUCACUGUUAACAGACUGCAGGAAGAGAUCAGCAAAGAUUAUUCAUUCGAAGGCGUUUGUAUCACCCGAUAACAACGCUUGUCUCAUUGCAUGUUUGCAUUGAAUUUACAUGUAAUUGACUCACACAAAUGGAAUAUAGAAACUGAGUUGUAUAUCUGUAGGCCACUAUUAUCUGACUUGUUUUGAGAUGCUCAGCUCAUUUCCGAACCUAUUUAAAGAGAUGAGGAAGCACACAGAGACCAGAUUUCUUUUCAGCAGAGUACAGCCAGCAGAUGGCUAAUAGAUAUUUGCUAGAUUUGAAAAAACGUGCUGAAUUAUAUUCACUUUUCUUCCAUUAAGGUGUAGCCUAAUAUAGCAAAAAGGGAUUUUCAAACAAGACUGAAAUUUUAAAGACAUCAGAUUAGAAUUAAUGAAGAGUUGUAAAAAUCCAGUCUCAUUUCUGAAACUGUGGCUGGAGGCGGUCAGUUAAAAAGUAUUUCAAUUUUUAAACACAUUAUUUUGGACAUUAUUUGAUCAUAAUUUGCAAUAAAGAUAUUAAAAAUAUAAAGUAAAAGCCUAGAGGAAGUUAUGAUUGGGGUGUCACGGGGGGGUGAAUGACCUUCUUGUCAUGACUCACUCUGUCCAAGUAAAUAUGCACUCGCUUGAAUACAUGAUACUUACUGUAAUAUUGCCAAUUUAAACCGAGUUCAGGUCUCAUUUCAAAGACAUGCUGUUCAAUCUUUUGUCAAAUAUUCAGUUAGAGAGGACAAAGGGGAAAAGCUUCUGACUAAUGAUCUGCUCUGAAUGCUGGAGGAGAGGUUAGUUUUCACAAAGACAGACUGCUGCUCAAUAUCUGCCCAGAAUAAAUGCAUGUGUGUGAGUGUGUGUGUGUGCAUGUGUGUGUUUCUUCUCAUUCAUAGUCAAAUGCUGGUUUCAAACUAAAUGCGUCUUUAUGGCACUUUUGACCAAAAAUAAUUGCCCCCCUGUGGUCACACCUACCUUUCCUCUUGCUGACACACACGUACAGGUACACUCAUGUUCAUGCAUUCAUCACCCUCCAAUCUGACUCACAUUCGUAUUUCCCCUUGGACCCUCAUUGUUAGUCAAAUGUACAAACAGUCCGUGGGAGCAGGUGCAGUGUGCAAACAGCAGACCCUGUUGUGCCGAGCAUCAUUCACUCCCCUCUGAUGAGAUCCAGAAUAACAACACUCAGCCCUCCUGCUCUGGUCUGCACAAGCACAGAAAAUGAUGCCACUCCGACAAGUCAUUUAGUUUGAUUUAUUUCACAUCAGCCUUUCCAACUAACACAACAACCUGCAGGAAAUAAAUGCUGCCUUGAGUCACAUAGUGACAAAUUGUGGAGCUGUAGAAGUGCGCUUAUUAGCUGGGAUUUUGAUUAUUUCACAUUUUUCAUGUGCUGUAAAAUACUACUUUGGUAAGGACUUUCUUAUUUUGUCAGCUUAUACAACCCAACCAACCUGCAGAUACCUGUUGCAUGGACUUAUAAAUAUUUGCUUUUCAAGUAUCACAUAUCCGACGAGUCUGUGUAUCAUGAAUAAGAGAAAAAUUAGGAAAAAAGAGAAGAAAAAUAAUCUAUGAUGAAUACUUUUUUUCUCACUCCCCUCUCCAAUUUCAUAUAUUUGUUAUUAAAUUGUUCUAUUGUAUCCCAACCUCUUUAAAAAAUACCAUAAACACGGCACCUGUCUGAUGAUGAACGAAAUAGUUAAGCAACCAAAAAUAAUGUUAUUUGAGAAGAGAUCUUUGCAGGAGAAGCUGAGAGUUGAGGAGCUUGGCCAGAUCAACUGGACACCAAAAUGAGCAGCGUAAUGACAGAGGGAGAAAUGACUCUGGAUCAUUCAAAGAGCUGGUUCAUUAAGAAGGCUUGGCUUUAGCAUGUCAUCAUGAAAGUGUUGUGUUAUGUUCCACCUGCCUAUUUUUUAAAUACCAGGGUCAGGAUCAUGGAUUCAGUAAAUGUAAAACACUCCUCAAAAAAUGUUUUAGAAAAAAAGAAAAGAAAUGGUUCCCCAAAGAAAAGUGCUGUGUUCAUUCCAGCGUAACAAAUUCAGGUUAUUGCAUUUUAUUUUGAUUAAUUUAGUGCGCUGGUAUUACUGCUGUUGUUACUUUCAUCUUAAACUGAAUAUUUAUGUUUUGGAUUUUUUUUUUCAUCACAUUGCAUUUCUUACUUAUUUAGGUGGAGAGUUCAAACACCAGAUUUUUCAUGUUCAUGCCCCCAACCUUUCUGUCUCCUCCUCUGCAGCCAUCUUAUAUAAUCUUUUUUUCUGAACCAAUGAUCUUGUCGGCAUCUUCUAAUUAGCGCUGUACAUCUGGACACUAAGUGACUGUUGACUGGCAUGUGAAACUUGUCACCACUUAAUUUUUCUUUAACGCCCUCUCCCUUUUCUUUCCUCCUACGCUAUCCCUUCCGCCCACCUCCUCCCUUCUUCUCCUCUCCUUCCUAAUUGACAGGAUUAUCAGGAGUCCACCCACCUGGAGCAGUUUGUGACCCGUUUCCUGCUGAAGGAGACAACCAAUCAGCUACAUUCGCUUCAAAGCUCGCUAGAGUGUGCCAUGGAAACCACUGCAGAACAGACCCGACAGGAGAAGUAAGGACAAAAUUUUGCACGUACACACACAUACACAAACAGAGAGAGAGAGUAUAAAAAAAGAGAGAGAAUUAGUCAUUAAAACACGGACAAAUUGUUUUGUACUAAAGAACACAUAGUCACAGUUCUCACAGCUAGUCUCACAAUGUUCAAACUACAAACCAAUUUACAUAUUUAUAUCCUCCACAUGAGACUCAAAGGAGACCUGAUCUGUAUUUUAAUACAUGGUUGUAAUGUUGCGAUGUGGGCUGUUCAUACUAAACUCUGGCAAAGUUUUAAAACAUCAGAUACAUGGGUGUUGCUGUGAUCCCUCAAUAAGACUUAGCCUGACGUCAGACUCUGCUGUUCGAUUAAGUCAAUAUUGAAGUAAAUGCUCCUGGGUGGAUUUUUCCUCCGAUUUGCAUUUUGUUGAUUAAAGAGCUCUUUAAAUUCACUGAUAGUUCCUCUUCCAAAAGACUUCCAGAAAACUGGGAAAUUUUUGAUGAUUUCAAAAAAAUCGAUUUAUUGCAUUAGUCCACCUGAAGUUGGAUUUUAAAAUGAAUGUAAACAUAUUAGUCCAACUGUUCUCACUCCAAAUCAAACCUCUCUUAUAUGGACUAACAUACCUAGAUAAUCCGAUUGAAGAUCAAUUUUUGUUUUCUAUAUAAAGGACUCGAUCAGACCGAUACUUGCCUAAACGUUCUGUGCAUACCAAAUUGAUGUAAAAGAAACUCAUUCAUUUAGAAUAUCUAAAUGAAUCCCAAAAUGAGCAGAGUGGGCGGUUGAUUAUGGAGUCUAAAAUUCUUGCUGUAAGGGGAUGAAUGUGUGCGUGCAUUAACAAGGGGGGAUUGUGCAGUGUUUGAUUAUUCAGGGUUUGCAUUCAGAUUUAGGCAUGCCCCUGGUGCUCUCCAUUCAUUAGUGCUGGAGAUGACUCACCAGGGUGAAAGAAGUUCAUGCAAUUUCAUAUCCACUGUUUGUUUGUGUGUCUGUGUGCACACGUGUGUGUAUGAAAUCAGAACAAAAGUGGGUCUAUCCCUGAAGGUAAAGUGUAUUUAAAGACAGGUGGUGACUCAUGUUUUUUUUUAUUUUUUAUGUCUGAAUCAAAAUCUGAGCUGCAGCUUCCAAAGCAGAGCGUGGAUUUCCAACAAGAACACAAACAACACUUUGAUUUCUUAUUAUGGUCUUUUACAAGGAGGCUUUUUAUCAGGUGAAUGCAGAACAGUUUCUGUGUGAGUUCUGAUGAGAGGAACACUGAGGCACGAUAGGAUAAAAGACUACAAAGCCAAUUAAAGGUACAAUAUGAAGUAUGUACAACAUUUAACAGAGCAAACUAAAUAUAAAUGGAUUAUAAUCUUUAGAAGUAGUACGUGUAACGUUUGUUGUGAGCAUGUUAUGCAGACUAUGUGAAAACAGAGCAGUCUCCUUAGCUACUCUACUGACACUUUUUGAGCAGUUUACAUCUAUAUACUAGGAUUAUGAAAACAUUGUUACGUUUCAGGGUUAAACAAAAAGGGGAAGGACCCAAGUGCAGAACCAAAAUGAUUUUUUCAAAAUGAACUAAAAGAACAAAAACUUACUUUCCAAAUGUCCAACUCAAAAAUCCCCCCAAAAAACACAAGAGGCAAAAUCCAACUGAACCAAAAAUCCAAAAUUCACAAAGACACUGGAGACCCACAGAGGCAUCGACAUACACAUUCACAGUGAACCAGUGAAGAAACAGGGGAAGACAAGGAUUAUACAGGGAAACGAGCAACGAGAGGCAGGUGAGACACUGAGACACAGGUGCAGACAAUCACAGAGGAGGGAAAACUGAGGAAGUAAAACAAGACUAGAAACACAGGGAAUGAACUACUUCAAAAUAAAACAGGAAACACUGAUAUAAGGAAUAAAACACUGAGAACAUGAGAGAACCUGGGUCAAACACAAAACUCACAAGACAAGACUACAGGGGAACAGGAACAAUAGGAAACAGAAACACUAAGAAGCACACAGAGAAUAAACUCAGAUAACCAAAACCAGAGGAAACUAAAUACCCGAACAUAUAUCAUGACAAACAUACUGCACUGCACUGCCAGCGACAUAUCAAACCAGCUGAUAUAGACGUAUGGCUGUAAUUAGCCUGACAGGAAUCAGGUCAGACGGAAAUCUCUGCGGGAGACCAGGCCUAUCCACUAAAGCAGAUCAAACAAGCCUGCUGAUCUUAGUCUGUACUAUGAAAAAAUGAUUCUAGAAAACAUUAAAUCACUAUAGUGUGAUGGUCAACAAGGGCAUACGUGCUUUGAAAGGGCCCACUUGGAAAACACUCUGCACCUUAAGAAUUAAGUACAGUUCAACUUGCUGAAAAUAUGAUGCUGAAGAAAUCCAAACCAAACAAACUAACAGCUCAUGUUCUGAAAAUACUCAAAUAAAGAAGAUAUAGAAACACCCAAACCCAAGAACAAAUACAGUCGAGAAAAGCUGCACAUCCAGCCAUCACAACAAAAAUGUCCAGUCCUCUGGAGGGAGAACUAAGUGGAGCAGCAGCUUGUCUUUAACCCAGGAGAGAGAGAGAAAGAGCAGGCUCUGCUUUUAAUGUGUUUGCUGUUUGUCAUACUAAAGGAUGAUGGAUUUCACUGCAGCAUGCGAUAACAUUCACUACCCACUAUCUCCAAAAAUCAAACUUUCAAAAUUUUCAUGGAUUUCAUUAAAACUAACUAAUAUUUUCUAAUUCUCUCUCCCUGAUAGACUGAUAGCUUUGCUUCGUUAACGCUGCUGGGAAGCGCUCGUUCAAUAAGCUGCCCACUAAGAUUGACUCUGCUUGGUCUGGGGGCUCAGAGCAUCAGCCUGGUCUGUAUUCACAGCUCCGUCUAAGACAGGAGCUCUGGAGCACUGGGAGGUUGAGGUUGUCAGGUCCAGAGCAGUGGCUGGAUGCUGGAGGAGUGUGACAACUGGGAAUAAUGGUAAACUUACAAUUCUCAGAAAUGUUGCAGUGACUUGGACCUGAACUCUGACAGAGGGGGAUAAAGAAAGAGUGUUUUCAGUAUGUUCUAGCACAAUUCUCUUAUUAAACACACUUUUUUAGCGUGGAUGCUGAUCAACAACUUACAUGUGUAUUACAUUAAUCCUGGGUUCCUUUUUGUACGUACGUUAAAUGACUUCCGAAGGAUGUGGGAAGUUGUCAAGUGUUACUUUUGACCCUGUCAGGUAUAGACGGACGUCUAUGAUGACAAGGUGUUGGCAUCUUUCAGGUGAAUCAUUAUAAAUAGUUUUCCCCAGACAGCUGGUUGGUAAGGUCUGUCCUUGUCAUGAGUGUUUUAGAGUUUGGUGGGAGUUUUUGUGCUCCUUUUUUAUGCAUCACAAGCUUGUUUAAACUCAUUCUCAACGAAUGAAAUGAUGGGGUUGGAUAAUUGGCAUCAUCUGCUCAUCCUCUUCCAUAUUAUCUCUCUCCUCUCCUCUGUUCUGUUUAUUUUUCCUCUUUUUUACCCCUCUCAUGUCAUUUUUAAAGUGUGACCAUCCCUCGCUCCCAGAGCAGCUUCUUGUCCUUCAUCUUCUCAGAAUUGCAGCACUCGAAAAAUCCCCCUGUGCAUCUGAAUGGAAUCACUCUGCCCUAAGAAACAUCUAGAGGAUGGGGCUGUUUCUCUAGUGGCUCUAAAUAGGUUUCUGUGGUCAGCUUAACAUGUGUGAAAAGGACAAAGGGGAGCCCGUAGAAGAUACACAGUGUGAAUAUAGUGUUAUAAUCUGGUUGUGUUAAUGUUAGUUUUUUAAACAGUACUGCUGUUGUCUCUUUGGUUAUUUGUUGUCAUUUGGUAGAUAGAUAAAUGCAGCUUUUAGACGAGAGUGGUGAUGGACUAAAAUAUUCUUUAUCCUCUCCUUCUAGUUCUGGUCUCAAAGUUUUUUUCUUCUCUCUCUCUCUUUCUCUCUCUCUCUCUGUCUCUCUCUCUCUCACUCAGUUGGUAUCAAGGCUUGGGGAGAAACACGAUAAUGCGAAGGCUGCUGGUCUUUUUCGUGUGACCGUUUUAGACAGCUUUAGCAAUUAAAUUUGAUUUGUAGCCUUGAAUAGGGUAUGACUCAGUGGCAGAACAGGGGGGACCUGCCACCAGCUGCUCCAAUAUACAUCAAAAUUAUGUGCACAUUUGGCUGUAGCUGAAGAGGACUUAAUUGCACUGCUUUUCUUGGGGAUGUAGAAAGGAGCUCAAUCCUCAUACACCGGGGAGCAAUUACAGCCCUUACGAUAAAAGAGGAAAUUUAAGCUAAAUUAUUUAGAAACAGUAACGCAUUUUUUACAUUCAAAUGGCAGAGAGGUGACUCUUUUCGAGGUAUGCUAUACACUGCUUUUAUGAAAGCAGAGUGCUGUAUGCAGAAACAGGUUGCCAUAUCUUUAGAAACACAUCUUCGAGAGCACCAAAACAGAAUUUCCAGCUUACAGCCUGUUAGCAUAAGAACAGCUAUCCUCAAAGACAAAGUCUGAGUUACAAAUAUUUUUAUAAACAUAUUAAAACUAAAUCAUUUUAGGUGUUUUAAGUGGGUUUUGGUGAGGCUGGAGUAUGGAUUUCCUAGCCAUCUGACUGUGAGGCCGUUUCAUACUGAGUUAGGGCCUGUGUCCACUGACAGCAUCGCUUCAGCACCCUGGACCCCCUCGGCACUUAAAGUCCAGAGGUCACGGGAGUAUUUGCUUUUAUCAGAGAAAAUGUUCAUUCAAAAAGAAUGGAAAGGACUUGGUAAAAGUGGCAGAUCAGAUGUGUGUGCCUUUGUUAUGAAUGCAGUUGAUGUAGGAAGUCCCGCCCCUUGUUGAUUUUGAUUGGCAGACUAAGCUAAGUGACGCUAAUGUGUUUGUAAACCUUUUGAAUGCCAUGCAAAUAUUUCCCAAUACAUAAAUAUUCCACAAGAAUCGCAACUGAAAUAUGAAAUAUUAAGGUUUGUGUGAUAAGCCUGUAACUGUGUAAAUAUCUGCAGGGGGUUACCUCUUUGCCUCAUGCAACAUUUACACCCAUGUAUAGAGGAAUGCGUGCCAUUACCUGCACACAUACACAUCCCCACAGACACCCUGAGGUCUCCUCAAAAUAUGGGACCAAACAAGUUGACAGCACUGAGAUAAAUCUUAGGUGAUGUCACCCUGCAGCUGCAUGUACCUUGUCACUGGCAUUAUCGUCACUGUCAGACCGAUACCGAAUACGAACGUAAAAGAAGCUCAGACAGCAUCGUGCCUGCAGAGUUUGUUCAAAGAAGAGACAUCUAUACGUGAAACUGCAUGCCUCAGUCACCUGGUGCCAUCCAGAUUUAGUCAAAAUAGAGGAAAUUUGGGCAUAAACAGCAGGAAGCAUUGCCAGUUCUUGGACAUUUUAUUUGCGUCCUGCUGUUCCUUGGUACUCUCUGAAAGCAAACAUGACUUGUACUUCGCUUCCUUUUUAUGUAGUCUAUCAAUUUAGAAACAUCUAUAUUUUAUUCUUCAGUGUAAGCAGAGACUGAAUCAAUCUUAUUUUGUGUUACCGAUCUGAUUUUUGUGCAUGCAGUGCACCGCAGAAACCACCGAACAAAAGGUCAAGGCUUUUAACUGUAAUGUCAUGUGUCCUGCUGGAGAGCAGUCGCAACAACUUUCAGAGAGAGAGAAUACUAACAUACUGUGACUCCUGAAUAAUUAUCCUCUCGUUUUGACUUCAGACAGGGCCCGCUGAAGCCAGAAGUUUUGUCCAUUCAGUGGUCCGGUCGUCGGUCUAAUCGGCGGCUUCAGAGGAACAGCAGCCUCUCGCCAAACAAUCCACUCCUCAGUCUCAUCAAUUCAGGUUGGUUAUUUCCCCGUGAAGAAUGAAAGAGGGAAACAGAGAGAGAUUGAAGAAGGUAGCAGGUACUGGUGUUGCUGGCUUGUAAUUUGACACAGACUCCACAUGUUUAGAUGCUUGGGCAACAGGGUUUUACAAAAUAAGCAAUGGUGUCAUCUGCAUAAGGUUGAGCUUAGGUAUCGAACAUUAAGAACUUUCUACUGCACAUCUCAGUUUUCAUGUGCUGUUUCAUGUUUGUUUGUUAGUUUGUUUGUCUUAUAUGUAGUCACUCACACAUGUUGUGACGAUAGUAAUUCAGGAACAGUCUCCCUUGCUACACAGCCUCACUUUUACCCAAAUGAACCCCAGAUAUUCAGAUUGUGAGUGUGUCCAUAAAAGAUAAUAACCAACCCUGAAUUAUGUGUGUGUGAAAGGCAGCGCUUGCAAAUAUCAGGGCAUAAAUGUCUGGAAAUAAUUGAGAAAAUGUCAGAAGUUCAGGUGUAAAAGGGGCUUCAGAAAGGUGAAAGUAGGAGGCCUAUUUUAAAUUAAAACCUAAGAGCUGCAGUAUAAUAACACCUGCUGGAAAUGAGCAACAAAGCCUGAUCUAACACAAAACAAAGUGGAACAAGCUGCAGUGUUCGCAUAAAAACACUCAGUUGUUGGUAACUUGUUGUAGUUUUUGUAGACACCACUGUUAACUUUUAACUUUUGUUUGUUUUCUAGCUUUGUUGUUCUCUGUUUGGACUAUUGUUUGGACGGUUUUCUAUCAGACCUUCAUUAUCACACCAGUCGUGGUUGCUAGGAGAUAUGAACCUCUAUAAAGUUCAAUUGUAGGUCUCAAAGCUUUUCUAUUGAUUGGUUUGUUUUACAUGAAAGGAAAUGUUAAAAUGCCUUUCGGGACAUUGCCACAAUUUCCAAGUAUUCAGCUCCAAAAAAAAUCAAUGAAGGAAAGAGUGUUUAAAAUGCAGUCGAUGUGAUCCAGCACCUUUCAUCCCCUUACCUUUGUUGUUUACUCCUUUUGUCUGAAAUCUAUCCCCUCCCACAGGUGUGUAUGAUGAAGACAGCCAGUGGAUGGUCCAGGUUAACAGGCUGCAGAAGCUGAUUGACCGUCUUGAGCAAAGGGUGACUUCUUUUCUUACAACUUCUUCCCAUCUGUCUUUCUCCUUUUUUCUCUCCUCUGAUAUUUUUAUUUUCCUCUUUUACCGUACGAGCCAUCUGGUCAUUACAUCGCUCAUGUUGUACAGAGAUCAUGCCAAGAAAACUCAAACAUUGUCAACAAAUAAGCUAAACCCUACAACACCCGCCCACGUACAAACGCAUAGACAUAUGUACAGCAUAAGCAAACUCUCAGGGAGGAUAUCUGCUUGUGUUGAAUAAAGACCAAUAUUUGUUUAAACAUAUGCAGUCUAAGUUCAACUCCAGACUGCAAAGUGAACAGGUGACUCUAUGAUCACAAUCUGAACAGAGUUAAAGGUACAGUGUGUAGUAUUUAAAUGAAUUUAGCAGAGCAGACAUUGUAGGAAUAAAAUGUAAUAGUCUUGGAAACAGAUGAAUUAGUAUAAGCCUUAUGUGAUUUUUGUAUUUAGCGAGCAGCACCAUUUGGAUGAUGAUAAAGAAGAAGAAGAGUGUGGUUAUAGUUGUGUGAAAAAUAAUUUGUAUUGAUAGACACUUUGACUGUAAAACUGAGAAACAAAGGACUGUACUUAUCAUGUAUUGAAGGAGCUUUCUGUCUUUGGACAGUAGAGAAUCUUGGAGAGGAUCAAACAUGAAUCACAUGAAAUGAUUGACAAAGAGAUUUAAAAAAAGUAUUUCUUUUAAUCCUUUUGUGGUUAAUUGUAAUUAACUCUCUGAUUUUGCUUCCUCGUUAUUCUUUUUUAGUACCCAGGUUUCUACAGUGUUUAAAUGAGGUUGCAUUCUUAAGAAGUUUGUGAUUUGUAUGAGCAGAUGGUUUCCAUUCAUGGGUGAGAUUUUUUGGUGUCAUUUUUGUUGCUCCUGUUUUUCAGGAGGUUCGUCUGGAGCCGGUUGAAGAGGAGGUCUUGGAGAGCAAAUCGGUUAGUUUCUGUGGACUUUCUGUUCUUAUUUACCGCUGUGAUCCCACUGUGUCGGCUUGCUCUCUCACAGUAGAGUAUUGCUCAAAGUGAGGCCAUGAUGAUAAUAACUAUGGUUGCAUAGCAACAGCAAGGAGGACACUUAACAGAGUCCUAUUCCCCCCUGUCUUUGCUCUGUCGGUCUUCAUCGAGAACGUUUCUCAUCAAAACUCAGUAUUGAGUUUGUUGGAGAAGACUCACAGGCAAUAAAGGGGGUAGAGAUAAAGGACUGAGUGAGGUACAGAGUCUAUUAAAGUAUGUCAGAGAUUAUCUGCCACUAAUCUCUGAUGGUUUGAUCUGCAAUCAUACUCCAGAUGAAUAUAAAGAGUCAUCAGCAUAACCUUUCACACAUAUAGUUUGCAGGUGUGUGUAUUCACAUUAUCAGCCAUGCAUGUGAGCCCACUGAGCAAAGGCAGACUGUUAUUUCUGCCAACCCCAGGAUUCAUUUCACUCAUUUCAUGGCUGAGAACUUUCUCUAAAGCCGACAGCUGACUCACUAACCAUCUCUGCAGACUGACAAAAACACUCACAGAGGGAUCUCUCUUGCAUCACACUGGGGAGGAAGAAUAUUUUUACUUAAAGGCGGUUUCUUUCUUUCUAAGAGAAAGUUAAUUAUCUGGGUUUUUUUUCUCCCAGAUUUGAUUCUGACACAUGCGUUAAUUAUUAUUAAUCACAGAUAUCUUAUUAGCUUUGUUUGCUUGAGAAGAAAAACUUCAGCUUUCCCAUAAAAAAAACUCAUUAUGUAUUAAUUAACUGAGCAUGAAAAUAAUUAUUCAUCUGAAAAUGUCUUGAUUUGAUUACAUGCUUGUUCGUCGCAAUACUUUGGGUCUGAGACAGCUUACACUUGGGCAUACUUUUCCUUGAAACGAAUGAGUUCUACGAUGAUAUGAAACAAAGAAAAACAACCAUUAAGUCAUAAACUUUGUGUGCUGGGAGUUCCAGUGAUACAAUUUGGGAAUCAGAAGUAUCAUGGCACAGUGGCACAAAUGAAACCAUGCAUAUUAAUAUUACAUGCGCUGUCAGAUCACGUAACUAGCGCAAUGUUGACAUCUCUGCUCAAGUGUGAAUAAAUCAAUACCUAAUUGGUGUGUGUCACUGAGAAUGAAUGUUCAGCCAAGAGAGAACCAGUAAUGAUCCGCUACACAUGGCUGAUGUGCGACUGUGUCUGUGUGUGUGUGCGUGUGUGUGUGUGUAGAAAAGAAAGAUUUUUCUCUUAAAUAAGCAGCCAAGAAAAAGUCCAACUGCAUUUCAUUGCUCUCUUUCUCGCACACACACAUAUACACACCCUACGACAACAGGCAGACCAUUCACUUUCUGUUCCCAUCAGCCUCGUUGACUCCCCCAUCCAAUCCUAAUCUGACCUUGACAGCAUCCUUUCAAUCGUCAUGGUUACGCCGUGUUCUCUUCUUUCAUGUUCUGUGAUCUUGAUCCAUUAACACACAAUUUGCAAAUGUUUCAGCGUGCAAGAAUCACAUCUUAGGAUCAUUUUGAAGAAUCAUCUGUUAAAUCUCCGGAAAUUUGACUUGAAACGGUAAAAAUGCAGAGAAGAUAAGACUGGAACCAGAAUCAGAAUUUCAUUUUAAAGAAACAAUAAAAAGUUGAAAGCAUCCCCGCAAAGAACCCAAACAAAACUAAGAUGAAAAAAGUUGAUUAAAAAAUAAAGUAAACAGUGUAAUGUAAUGUAAAAAAUGUGUGGUGUGGUUUAAUUGUAAAUAGCUGUAGAGUCAUGCAUAAAGAGAGUGAGCAGACAGAAUUUAAGUCGGAGUCUUUUUCUGCAAACCACAAAAUUAUACAUAAAAGACUGCUGAGACACUUUGUUCAAAAACAGCUUAUGUCUUUUCUCAGUAGUCAGACUAUUAUCACUCACAGAGGGUGUGAACAACCGCACAGCUGCCGUGUGAACACUUUUAUGUUUGGUUUGCAGAAUUCAUCACAUAAUUUUUGCAAAUAAAUACCGAAAUAUACCCAGGUGCAAUGCAAACCCAAUCUGAGAACAGAUUUUGGGAUCUUGAAUAGAACUAUUUUUAAUUUAGUCUUUGUGCAACAGACACGUACAUGGGCCUGAGACACAGAUGUUGAAGGUUAGUCAGGAUUUGACUGGGUUUUCUCUGCCUUUGUUAAAAUUAACUCAAGAACUCAAAGGUCCAGUUCGUAGAAACAGCAACUUUUAGCUGUAACUACCAAACACAUGAAAUGAUGAUAGCCUUCAAGGACACAAAGCCAAUAUGAUGCCACAUAUGCAUGAUCACCCAUUUGUCAAGUUUUACCAUCAAACCUUGUAACUGAUGCAUUUCACAUGGCCACUGACUGAAUCCAAAAACAUGUUUGGUACCAAUUUAUCCUUUCUGUGCUAAUAUAGAAACACUGUAGUGCAAGGGGGAUCAAUUCCUGUGUAGAUAUAAAAGCCUCAUUCAGAAUACACAAAACAAAACUAUAUUUAUAUUCACUUUAGCUCAUUUGUACCAAGUCUAUUCUGUUUAAUAAAGCUAAAUACUGCGCACUGCACCUUUAAGGGGAUGUUUUUACUCUGUUGCACACUUGGUUGGAUGCCGGUUUGCAGAGGCAUCAAACUGCUUCACUAAAUUGUAUAAAAAAGGACUUAACUGCAAGUCAUUUUCAUGCUCCGUGAUCAUAAAGUGAUCCCUUGAAGGCAAAUAGAAAGAAUCUGACAGAACAAUGAAUCAUUAUCUUUACUAAUCUAACGAUAAAAGCAGCACUUUACAUUUUACAGUUCAACAAUGCUCACCAGUAAUUUAACACAAUGAGCUUCAGUGAAACCCUGACAGAAGAUUUUGAAGGUCUCCCAGGAAAUAAUCCUGUCUUUGACUUUGCGUGUCUUUGCAGCUUCUUGUGUGUAUAUAUGCAGUAUAUUCAUGUGUGCGCGCAUUUAUGUGUGUGUGAUUUUUGUCUUCGCAGCACAUCCUGAUUGUCCAGAGGCAGCUCUGUGUGCUGGAGGAGGAGCUGGAGGAGUUUCGUUUGGCUCUCAGACAGUACAUGGAGUGUUCCUGCGCCCAGACUGGAUGUCUACAGUCAGUUUAUAUUCUCUUUGCUUGUUUUGGUAUCGGGGGUUCACUAAAGAACAUUUCAUAUUUUUUGGUAUUUCUGCGAAAGGUUUUAAAAGUUUAUGAAAAUAAUGAGAAAUGAAUCACUAAAGGAGAAGUAAAAAAAACAGUCAAAUGAUAGAAAUGAGUUUUAAGAAGAGAUUUAAAAGAGGACCCUGAGUUUUCUCGUCUGACAUCCACAAGCAGAGAGUUCCACAGCUGAGGAGCAUAAACUGUGACCAGCAAAGAUUCAAGAGCUCUGAAAAGAGCCCCUAUAGAUGACCUCAGGCUGAGGUUCAUAGGGACUCAGCUGCUAACAUAUAUUGAGUAGGAGCCUGAACACUAAAGGCUUUAAAAACAGGCAGAGAAAUCUUAAAACCAAUUCUGAAAACUUACAGGGAGCCACUGAAGGGCAGCCAGGACUGGUGUUAUGUGUUUUUUCCUCUCUUGCUGCGUGAUAAAAGUCUGGCAGCUGCAGUUUGAAUUGAUUGUAGAAUUUUAAUGCUGUGCUUCUGGUUCCAGAAAAAAAGUGCAUUACAGACUAAAAGAAAUAAAUGCAUGGAUAACUUUUCUAGGGUGUGCGAAAAAGACAGAUUUUUGUCAACUGUCUCAGUCAAAGGAAAGGUCAGAGGUAAAACUGACUCCUUGGUUGAGGACAAAUUAUGGAUGUUGCUUGAACUGGGAGUAAUGACAGUAACUCCAGAUUUAGAGUCAUUCACAGGUAGAAUAUUUUCAGACCUCCUAUUUUUUAUCUCAGUCAGACAGAAAAUAAUGAGAGCAACAUCAGUGGUGCCUGGUUUUAAUGAGGGAUAGAGCUGAGUGUCAUCUGCAUACCAGUGAAAGUCGAUGACAUGCCUAUGAAGGAUUUUCCCCAGAGGAAGCUUGUUCUUAGUGAAAAAGAGGAGGCCUAAGAUAGACCUCCGUGGAGGAGCUCAGAGGAGCUCAAGAGAAGGAAGCAUUUUCAAGCUCUACAGAAAAAGACCUGUGUGACAUGAAAGAACCAACUCUUAUUCCACCAGAGAAUUUUAUUUACACUCCCUAUAGGAUCUUUUUUUCUAAAGGAGGAGCGUCUUCUUUGUUGCUUUUAAAAGAAAUCUGAAUGAGAAUGUUUGUCAAAUGUUGGGAGCUGUUCUUUUCCUGUAUCCUUUUAUUGAUUUAAAGAUCAUCUAUCUACACAGAAAGAAAAAAACAGUCCUUCUGAUACAAGAUGGUGAGGUCUCCAUGACAACGGAUUCUCAUCAGCAUCCCUGUAUGGUUGACCUAACAUUUCACUAAACAGUUCGACUCAGAGUCAAGGUGUACUCUGUGGUUCUGUUGCCAUUGUCUGGGUUGCAGGACAUGAUCUUUCUCCAUGUCUGUGCUCAGUUUCCAGAGAUAAAAACCAUCAUUUUUACCAUCUUGUCAUCUUGCAAAGACGUGAUAUUCAAGACUCCUUUAUAUGGAUUGAUUUAAUAUUACAUUGUUCCUGAUGUAGCUGUUGCUUUUGAGAAAUAAUUACCAUCAUUAAGGGGUUUUGACUAAUCAAAUCAUGUAUUAAACAUAAGUAAGAACUAAAACAACAUCUUAAUUAUAGAGACACAACUCCAAUUCCUUCUGCAACUCAAAUCUCCAUAAUGAUUACUAUUGUAAUAAAAUAGCUGAUGUAAAUAAUAAAGUAUGAUAACCACCUGAUGCUUUGUUAUAAACCACAUUUAGAAAGGGACAAAAAGCCUCACAAUUUCUGUCUAAUUUGAGUCUAAAUCCAGCAGCCUGGAGGACGCUGUGACAUUUACAUGCCUUUUAAUGUUGUGACUAUUUCAGUCAUGUUCACUCAUUUUCAACUUAAAUAGAAACUCUUGAAAAAAAAUCCUUAUACAACUAUAAUUUGAGGGUUGAAAUAUCAAAUCAAAUUAUCAGGCAGGUUCACUCUGCCCGCUUCCCCUCACACUGUGGGAAACAGGCGGUGCUGGGGGACAGGAUCUCGCACACUAAUUAGUAAUUGCAUGACUUGUGCUCUGUCUUGUUUUCUCAUUCGGCAGCAUCGCAGUGCAGAGGCUAGCAAAUGAAUCACGCUUCAUUCUCUAUGAAUUCUGGGAGCACAACAACGUGUGGAAGAAGUAAGUAGUCUCCCUCUCUGUAAGUGAUUAUUGUGAUUAAUGCAGCGUGGCCUGUUCACAUAAACCCCAAAUUAUACUCAGUGCUCACUGAGAGGAAGUUUGUCGGCCUCUUUUUUUUAUAAAACUAAUAAGGAAAACAAGAAUGUGUUCAUAAUAGAAGAGUUUAUUUAUUAUUAUUUAAUUAUACCAAACUCAAUCAGGUCAAAAUGAUAAUUUUUCAGGUACUUUUAAUUUGAAAAUCAUGAAAAAGCAAGUGGCCCGGCAGAAUGGUAUCAUAAAUAACAUGGUUUACAAACAACAGCGUAUCCAUGAUCAGUAAUUGAGCUUUUUCCUGCACAGUCACCUGCAGACCAACUACAGUAAGACCUUCCAGAGGGGGAACGUGGACUUCCUGGAGACUCCUGAGACUGUAACCACCAUGCUGGUUCCUGGUAAGAACCUUCAUCAUCACACUCGAAUCGAUCACAUGAAUUUCGGCAGACUAAUUUUACUUAGCUCCAGGCUUCCUUUGGUAGGUCACACCAUAAAUCAGAGAGAUGUGCACCAACACACAGAGAUGCUCUUUGCACUACAGCAAAGUUUGUGGUGCAUUUAACCCUUUGAGCAUGCUUUGUGAAUUAGAUGACGUCUUUUUGGCUCAUUUGCAGAGACUUUUUGUAAAUCAGGUCUUCACUUUGCUGGAUACUAAAACUAGCAGAAUAAGAGGGCUUGAUUUUGACAGCUCAAAGGUUUCUUUACAGCCUUGGAAACAGAACUUUGACCAAAAAUAAAAUGUCAACACAAUGUCAGACCUCGUUAACAGAAAGGUGAAGAGAGUGGGCUUUGGCCAUCACAGUUUGUAAACACAACAUUACUCAUUCUGCCUUUAGGGAAGCCUGAGACCACAUCCAAAGACACGGGUUAUUAUUAUGGUCAAGUUAAUACCUGGUCAAACUUUAAAUUUAAAAGAAAAGUUGUAAAAACUAUUGAUGUACUUUUAAAGGUGCAGUAUGCAGCAUUUAGCAGCAUUUAAAGGGAUAUUCAGGCGUAAAAUUAAUUUAGGGUCAAACACACGUUUUUUCAUGGAAAUGCAAUCAGAUCGAGACGCUAAGGCAGAAGAACUUCCAAAAUGAUUAAUAUGGUGAUUAUUACUUCAAGGAAAUGAUAAAGAAAUGAUUGUAAAUGUUCUUCCUUGAGCUGCGUCACCCCGCAACAGUCCGUAAUGGACUGACCUUAGGUCUCCGUACAAACAAGCAGCUGCUGGAAGAGAGUAGGUGAGUUGUGUUUAGUCUCUUUGCUCAAGAAAUUAGGCAAAGCUAAAAAGAUGUUUGGUGGCUAGUGCUAUGGCUUGGACCCUAUAUGUACUGUUGAUGAAGUUAGGUGCUGUUCUGAGCAUUAUUUGUGGCUAUAGAGUGGCGUUUUGGUUGAGGUUUGUUUAUGGCUCCUCAGACCGCUGUGUAUUGCUAUCCUGCAGUCAUAACUAAAGUUGGUAAAACGAAAAAAAGCAAGUGGUUGGCAACAUCCAUCUCUUGAGGGGGUGGUGUUACGGUGUUUGACCCUAAAUUAAUUUUACGCCGGAAUAUCCCUUUAAUUCAACAUAAAUAUAUAUAUAACAGUCACAAAUGUUUUGAAAUUUGUGUAUAUAAAUCGGGAUUUUAUAGUUGUGUUUCUUUUGGUGCUUUUUGUUGUUUGUUUUGUCAGUAUUUUAGACAAAUGUACAUAAAUAAAGAAACCUUAAAAUGGUCUGAUAAUCGUUUUUCUGUAACACCUUUUCUGCUUCAUUUUCCCUGUUUCCUCCUGACCUCUGCAGCCUCAUGGUGGGUCCUCAACAACAACUGAAAGCUGGAAAAAGUACCUUCCACAGAUCAUCGUCGAUGUGCGCAGUGGUCAACACACCAGGAAGUCUCACACAGCACACUUACACACACACACAUGAACACGCACACACUCACAACUUGUGAAGUCACGGUGAUUAGUAUCAAUUUUGUGACCUCCAUGUUCCUUCAUAGUUAAGUGGUAGCUGAAAUAGCCCCACGUUUGUGUGCGUGUGUGUGUAAGCGAGUGUGUGCAUACCUGUGUGUGUCGUUACACUCCGACAUCUGAAAAGCAAUGACCUCAUUAUGUGAUUAUGUGGCAUCAUUGCUGCGUUUGACACCAUGUCAUCCAUGGCUCGUUGUAGAUCAUAAAAACUGAAGCGUGUGUGGCAGGCUGUGUGGCUGAGUGUGGCUAAGUGUGUGUGUGUGUGUGUGUGUGGGUGUGUUUCUGUGUGUUUGAAAGAGAGGCAGUGAAAGACAGAUAUAAUUGUACCAAUUGUAGCAGCUCUGGGGAGCUCAUAAACUGUAAUUUUGAUGUUUCUGUAGUUAUUGUGUCAAACUGAGUCACAAAUAAAGAUGUUUUAUUGUUGCGCAA
Messenger RNA from Xyrichtys novacula (pearly razorfish), 32621 nucleotides. NCBI's taxonomy places the organism in Eukaryota, Metazoa, Chordata, Actinopteri, Labriformes, Labridae. The record is from the annotation of a GenBank genome assembly.